GGAGUAGAGUUCAUUACGAAUUUCUUAUUUCAUCUGAGACUUUUUAAUGACGUUAACAUUUCUGCGUACAAACGGUAUAAACAUGAUGAAUACGAAGGCGGCUGUACUUUUGGGUUUCGUCACACUUCAAUGCAUCACGACCUAUAUUGCAGGACAAUAUACAUGCGAUUCACAAACAACCCCACCCAUAUUUACUAAACCGUUUGAAGAUUUGAGGAAUGAAACAAUGGCAAUGAUAAGUCCAGAACAUAGAACGUCUACAACAGAAGGUGAAGUGACGAGAACGGCUGUACUAUUAGAUCCACGAGGAUCAGCGUUUAUAGAAGAUCGUAUCAGGGCCGUGUGUCCGUGGAGUUACGUACGGAAUGAGGAUCUUGACAGGAUACCUCGGGUUAUUUUUGAAGCAAAGUGCAUUCACUCAAGAUGCCAUGGAUGUCAUGCAGAUCGUGAUGCGUCUCCAUUGAGGAGACCAAUGUGUUCCGAAGUGCACUACUAUGCUAUGGUUAUGCGUAAAAUGGGAUGUGACGAAACUGGAAGAGAUCAAUACGAGAGGGUAUUACAAAAGAUAAGUGCAGGUUGUACUUGUUUGAGGGCUGCGGGGUCGACAAUGAUCCAUCCUGUAAACGGAUAUCCGGGAGGAGAACGUACAAAUCCGUAACCUGUAUAUAAACGGGUGUAACUAGUAAUAUUGAUUAGUUCAAAUGAUAUUGAUAAUCACACUAAACAAACGACGGUAUUGCUUUACCAUAUAACAUAUGCAGUAUUAGCCCGAGGGGUUUUAUUUCAGCUGGGGAUUUUCAUUUGCUUACUGUAAACGUGAUAAACACAGAUGUAUGAUGAUUUUUUCUUCAAAUAUGUUAUUCGUAUCAUCCACUCCAUUUAUAUAUGUUGAGUGACCGUUUACAUUUACUGUUUUUAAAUAUACGUGCUACUUAGUUUUUAAUUGUAUUUAUUUUACACAAUAAGUCACCAUUUACAUGAUUUGGCCUUGUCUUUUAGUGAUGUACAUGAAUGCAAUUUCCAUUGUGUGAUCUUCUUUGAUAUUUUAAUGUUAAGAAAUUUUAAUGCUUUUGCAUUAUUUCCUGCCAUCAAUUAAGUACCGAACGGCAUUAUAUCAUAGUGCGAGAAA
Messenger RNA from Mizuhopecten yessoensis (Yesso scallop), 1129 nucleotides. RefSeq lists its product as uncharacterized. Gene Ontology annotation, cellular component: extracellular region. The transcript is spliced from 2 exons. The record is from RefSeq and is a predicted model, not a curated record. The coding region runs from base 47 to 658 and encodes 203 amino acids. Gene Ontology annotation, molecular function: cytokine activity. Lineage: Eukaryota; Metazoa; Mollusca; Bivalvia; Pectinida; Pectinidae.